AUGGGAGCAGAUGAUAACAAAAUGGGAGCAGAGGAUACCAAAAUGGGAGCAGAUGAUACCAAAAUGGGAGCAGAGGAUACCAAAAUGGGAGCAGAUGAUAACAAAAUUGGAGCAGAGGAUACCAAAAUGGGAGCAGAUGAUACCAAAAUGGGAGCAGAGGAUACCAAAAUGGGAGCAGAGGAUACCAAAAUGGGAGCAGAUGAUAACAAAAUGGGAGCAGAGGAUACCAAAAUGGGAGCAGAUGAUACCAAAAUGGGAGCAGAGGAUACCAAAAUGGGAGCAGAUGAUACCAAAAUGGGAGCAGAGGAUACCAAAAUGGGAGCAGAUGAUAACAAAAUGGGAGCAGAGGAUACCAAAAUGGGAGCAGAUGAUACCAAAAUGGGAGCAGAGGAUACCAAAAUGGGAGCAGAUGAUACCAAAAUGGGAGCAGAGGAUACCAAAAUGGGAGCAGAUGAUACCAAAAUGGGAGCAGAGGAUACCAAAAUGGGAGCAGAUGAUAACAAAAUUGGAGCAGAGGAUACCAAAAUGGGAGCAGAUGAUACCAAAAUGGGAGCAGAGGAUACCAAAAUGGGAGCAGAUGAUACCAAAAUGGGAGCAGAGGAUACCAAAAUGGGAGCAGAUGAUAACAAAAUGGGAGCAGAGGAUACCAAAAUGGGAGCAGAUGAUACCAAAAUGGGAGCAGAGGAUACCAAAAUGGGAGCAGAUGAUACCAAAAUGGGAGCAGAGGAUACCAAAAUGGGAGCAGAUGAUAACAAAAUGGGAGCAGAGGAUACCAAAAUGGGAGCAGAUGAUACCAAAAUGGGAGCAGAGGAUACCAAAAUGGGAGCAGAUGAUACCAAAAUGGGAGCAGAGGAUACCAAAAUGGGAGCAGAUGAUAACAAAAUGGGAGCAGAGGAUACCAAAAUGGGAGCAGAUGAUACCAAAAUGGGAGCAGAGGAUACCAAAAUGGGAGCAGAUGAUACCAAAAUGGGAGCAGAUGAUACCAAAAUGGGAGCAGAUGAAGAAAGUAGUGAUAACACUGUUCCAGACCCGACUUCAGGUGUUCAAAUGUUGCAAGGGAAAGAUUAUGAUACUCGUGUGAACCACAUCUUCAAGAGGACUCUCAGCUUUUGGAAAACUUAUGGUUCACUGACGAGUCUAUCUUUCAUCCCUCUGGUGGAGUGA
This is a messenger RNA of Penaeus chinensis, 1164 nucleotides long. RefSeq names its product trans-Golgi network integral membrane protein 2-like. The transcript is spliced from 2 exons. NCBI's taxonomy places the organism in Eukaryota, Metazoa, Arthropoda, Malacostraca, Decapoda, Penaeidae. The record is from RefSeq and is a predicted model, not a curated record. The coding region runs from base 1 to 1164 and encodes 387 amino acids.